Messenger RNA from Sinocyclocheilus rhinocerous, 415 nucleotides. RefSeq names its product cytochrome c oxidase subunit 8B, mitochondrial-like. Bases 135 to 353 code for a protein of 72 amino acids. The record is from RefSeq and is a predicted model, not a curated record. The transcript has 2 exons. Gene Ontology annotation, biological process: mitochondrial electron transport, cytochrome c to oxygen. Gene Ontology annotation, cellular component: mitochondrion; respiratory chain complex IV. NCBI's taxonomy places the organism in Eukaryota, Metazoa, Chordata, Actinopteri, Cypriniformes, Cyprinidae.
CCUUAAACAGGACUUGGCAGGUGGACAAGAAAUUGCAGCUCUCGCUUUCCCUGUAGGGCGCAUUUCGAGACCACUCGAGCCGCGCGCGACUGGAGCAUUUACUUCAGCGUUUGCAUAUAUCCAACAACAGGACGAUGUCAGGCUUGAAUCGCUCGUUCAACCUGCUGAGGAGUGUGAUGAGACACCAAAUCACACCUAAAGCUAAUAUUUCAGCCAAACCAGCCAAGCACGUGCUGUCCGCUGGGGAGCAAAUCUUUGUAAUGAUGACCAUGUUCGUGACCAUCCUGGGCCCCUCUGGAUGGAUCCUGGCAAAUUUGGAGGAGUACAAGAAACGUCCCGGCGCAGCUGAAUAAGAACCAUCUGCCUCUGAGCUUUCCUUCUUGAGAAGACUAUUUAACCUGUUAAGAAUGUUUUA